Molecule: messenger RNA, 420 nt
Organism: Plectropomus leopardus (leopard coralgrouper)
Lineage: Eukaryota; Metazoa; Chordata; Actinopteri; Perciformes; Serranidae
Source: RefSeq, a predicted model, not a curated record
UUUCGUGUGUCGAGGGUCCGACCGUCAGCUGAUGGCGUGAAGCCUCAGAGUCGUCGGCUCAUCGCUCAGUAAUCAGACGACGCGCCGCAGUUUCUGAUAACUUGUGUUUCUUUUCCAGACAAGAAGACGCUGGGCGGUCCAGAUCCCAUGAAUGCCCUGACUAACCUGACAGGGGUUGGAGGGGGCCCGGGCGCCAUUGGCAUGGGGCCUCGCCCCACCGGUGCUCCAGUGGGUGGCAUGGGGGCCAUGGGGCAGAUGCAGAUAGGCCAGCAUGCCAUGGCAGGGGUGGCUGGAAACCCACAAGCCAUAGGGGGUCCGGGCCAGAUGCCGAUGCAGCAGAUGGUUCAGGCGCAGCAGCAGCAGCAGCAGUCCAUCCAGUUCCAGCAGUUCCAGCAGGCCCAGCAGCAGCAGCAGCAAUGA